AUGUCAUCUAUUAACUAUAUUGACUCACAUUGUCAUGUUUGGAAGGUGGAGAGAGGCGACUAUGAUUGGCUAAAUGAGUCAAUGACCUCACUCUAUAAGGACUUCUCAAUAGAUGAUUAUAAGGAAGCCGCAACAAAGUUUGGUGUCACUGGUUGUGUGUUGGUACAGGCUGCACCGACAGUGGACGAGACAUCCUAUCUGUUGAACAUCGCCAUGCAGAGUGGAGGCUUUGUAAAGGGUGUGGUGGGCUGGUGCGACAUGCUUGGCGGCGACACCACCAUCACCAACUUGAAGCAAAUGUACGACUCCACCUUCCUCAAUGGCAAGCCACUUCUGGUGGGCAUUCGUCCCAUGCUGGAGAACAUCUCGCAGGAGGACUGGAUGCUGCAGAAGGAGUUGGCCCCAGUGAUCAACUGGAUGAUCUCCAAGAACAUCGUGUUUGAAGCACUGGUCCGUCCCGGCCAUCUCAAGCAUCUCAGGAAGUUCCUCAUCCGCUACCCUCGUCUAAAGGUCGUCAUUGACCAUGCCGCCAAGCCAUCGAUCAAUGGAGACAAGGCCGCAUUCGACCAGUGGAAGGCCGACAUUGAGUGGAUCGCCAAGAACUCGCAGACCUCACUCGUCAAGAUAUCUGGAUUCUACAAUCAGGUGACGGUGGAGGCUGGCAAGGAGAAGGACAUCACCGAGUACAACUCACGUGUUGCACCCUACGUUAUGCAUCUCGUGCGCUGGUUCACUCCCAAGCGUUUAAUGUGGGGAUCAGACUGGCCCGUCCAUGACAACUACGAGGCCUGGUUCAAGUUCUGUCGUGACUGUUUCUCCACCCUCUCCAAGGAGCAACAGACCGACUUCUUCCAGGGAAAUGCCACCCGUCUCUAUGGCUUC
This is a messenger RNA of Acytostelium subglobosum LB1, 882 nucleotides long. RefSeq lists its product as hypothetical. The record is from RefSeq and is a predicted model, not a curated record. NCBI's taxonomy places the organism in Eukaryota, Evosea, Eumycetozoa, Acytosteliales, Acytosteliaceae. The transcript has a single exon. The annotation marks the transcript as partial. Gene Ontology annotation, molecular function: hydrolase activity.